Molecule: messenger RNA, 1255 nt
Organism: Macadamia integrifolia
Lineage: Eukaryota; Viridiplantae; Streptophyta; Magnoliopsida; Proteales; Proteaceae
Product: ankyrin repeat-containing protein At5g02620-like
Exons: 2
Coding region: 686-1159 (157 amino acids)
Cellular component (GO): plasma membrane
Molecular function (GO): protein phosphatase 1 binding; protein phosphatase regulator activity
Source: RefSeq, a predicted model, not a curated record
AAGGAAAAUCUGUGAAAGAUGAUUUUCUCUUCCCACAGGAAUUAAGGCUUUCCAAUCUCAGACAAUAGAAAUAGUGGCUGACGGGGUUUAUAGCUUGGCCGUUCAUGAAUUCUGAGUUCAGUCGAGUAAACGAAUGGAUGCUUGAUCGAAUAAACAGAUUUGCUGUGUUUCUAGAUUGAAAAUCGAGAAGGGUUCGUUGACUUCGUUCUAUUGGUAUGGUUGUCUCCAUCUCAGCUUCUGGGUGUCAUGAAUAGGUUUGGGGCUUUAAAUCUGGGCAGGUAUAAGACUGAAUUCCAUUAUUUAUCUUUUUCAUUACUGAGUGCUGACUGAUUCUCACUCAGAGAUUCACUGAGUCACCGAGCCAAUUUGGAGAGAGAGAGAGAGAGGUUUUAUGUUUUAAUUUCUCGGUUUGGGAAAUUUUGGGUCAGUAAUAGUAGACUAGGUUCUGGACGAUGAUUUUGUUACUUCGUGAAAUUGUUAGAUUUGGGUUCUUUUCACGAGGAGGAUGAUCUAAUUUUUCAGUUGGCAGCUUCAAAGGUACAGGGGUUCUGAUAUUUUGAUGUGAUGAUUUCGGGUUUGGUUGAAAACACAAAUUUCUCUGAGUAUUGAAACCCAAGUUCUCUAGAUUAACAUCAGCAGAGAAAGGAGAAUUCGUAACAAGUCUUCUGAGUUAGUGUGGGUGGCCAUGGAGAAACAGAAGAGCUUCCGUGGGGCCAUGGAGAAGCAAAAGAGCUUUCGAGGGGUGAUAGAGAAACAACUCAGCUUUCGUGGGGUAAUGGAAAAGCAGAAGAGCUUUCGCAUAGCAAUGGAAAAGCAGCAAAGCUUUCGUGACAGGAGGAAGAGCAGAGAAUCUCCAGGAAAAAGGGGCGACUCGGAAUUCCAUCUGUCUGCUCGAACUGGGAACUUAAACAGGGUCAAGGAGAUUCUUCAGGAGUGUAAAAAUAGCAGCUUGGAGGAUUCGCUAUCAAGGCAAAAUCUUGAUGGAGAGACAGCCCUCUAUAACGCAUCCGAGAACGGCCAUGUCCUAGUUGUUAAGGAGCUAUUGAAGCAUUCAGACCUUGAAACUGCUUCUCUUCCAGCCAAGAAUGGUUACGAUGCAUUCCAUGUUGCAGCCAAGCACGGUCAUAUUGGAGUUGGUGACGAAGAGGAUUAUUGGUAGUGGACGUGAGGAGAAAGGGCUCUACUUUUUUUUUGGGUGAAUAAAUAAUUCAUUAACCAAGGGAAAAGAAAAGAAAAUGCAUACAACCCCUGAAAA